AUGCCAGCACUCUCAGAACACCUCGUUGCCGCGAUCAAGAAGUCCGUCUCCGACGGCUUCGACCAACAGCUAGCCUAUACACAGAAGUUAAUUCGCUUCGGAGGCCAACGUGGCCAGGAGACAGAGGUCCAGAACUUCGUCUUUGAGCAGUUCGCAGACCGGGGCUAUGAUCCAGUCAAAUUUGACAUGGAUGAGCAAGCGCUCUCACAACAUGUCGGCGCUGGCAGGUUCAGUGCCACGCAUUCGCAUGCACCGAUUGUCGUCGGCACGCACAAGCCAAAAGCGCAACAUGCCGAGGGGAAGAGUCUCAUUUUGAACGGGCAUAUUGACGUCGUCCCUCUGGGGCCCGUGGAUAUGUGGAAAGACGAGCCGUACAGUGCUCAUAUUGAAGGGGACAAGCUUUACGGAAGAGGGUCCGGCGACAUGCGGAGCGGCCACGCUGCGAAUGUAUGGGCUCUUGAUGCGCUGAAGCGUAUUGGCCUCCAGCCAGCAUCAGAGGUCAUUUUGCAGUCUGUCGUGGAGGAGGAGUCUACGGGCAAUGGCACGCUGAUGACACAUCUAAAGGGGUACAAGGCAGACGCUGUCCUCAUUCCGGAACCAAUGCAGGAACAGCUUGUUCGGGCAAAUGUGGGUGUCUUGUGGUUUCAGAUCGAGGUCCGCGGCAGGCCGGUCCAUGUCAGGGCUAUGGGAACCGGUGUCAAUGCUGUCGACGCAUGUUGGAAGGUAGUAGGGGCCUUGAGAGAAUUGGAGGCUGAGUGGAAUGACCGCCACGUCAGUGCACAAUAUUUCGAAAACGAGAAACACCCUCUCAACUUGAACGUUGCAAUUGUGAAUGCUGGAGACUGGGCAAGCUCGGUUCCUGCUUGGUGCCGCAUAGAUUGUCGGAUAGCAAUCGUUCCUGGUGUCACUGCCAAAUCCGCUGCAGAGGAGAUUGAGAAGAAGGUGGCAGAUUUCUCUCGGAACGACCCCUAUCUCAGUGCAAACCCGCCAAAAGUGAUAUGGAACGGCUUCUACUCUGAAGGUUACGUCCUUGAGCCUGGCAGCGAGGCCGAGAAUGUGCUGCGCCAGGCCCACAAGCAAGCGACUGGCCAGGAAUUAACGUGCCAGACAUCAACCGCCUACCUUGACGCCCGUGUUCACAGCUUGUAUGACAAAAUACCUGCUUUGGUUUAUGGCCCGAUCAGCGGGGAUAUUCACGGCUUUGAUGAAUGGGUAAGCAUCGAGAGCAUAAAAAGGGUGACGACCGCAAUGGCACUAUUCAUCGCGGAAUGGUGUGGAGUAGAGAAGAUAUAG
Molecule: messenger RNA, 1293 nt
Organism: Fonsecaea multimorphosa CBS 102226
Lineage: Eukaryota; Fungi; Ascomycota; Eurotiomycetes; Chaetothyriales; Herpotrichiellaceae
Exons: 2
Coding region: 1-1293 (430 amino acids)
Molecular function (GO): hydrolase activity
Source: RefSeq, a predicted model, not a curated record